ACCCUCGGCCAUUCCGAGGCCCGUUCGGGAUCCAUUGAUGCACCGCCGCGGCCGCCGCGGCGAUGGUUGACAAGCCUUCCUCGCGCACAGCAGAAAUGGCGUCCGCCGUGCACAUGGCCCGCUGAAAAAGUGUUAUCCUCGCGUCCGUGAGAGUUAAUCGGCAAUCGCGCGCCGUUCGCCGAGUGUCCGACCCUCGCCUAGCCGUGCCGUCGUUCCUCGGUCGUGAGCCUGCUUUGUGCUUUUCCUCCUCGUCUCCGUGCGCCGCCUCUCCUUGCUCUUCCUCUCGCGCUUUCCUUCCCUCUCUCCCCCCCCUCUCUCUCUCUCUGCCUCUCUGCCUCUCGUCGUCUCUCUCGUUCCAUUUCCACGCACGGACUCUUCGUGGCGUGCAGCGGCGUGCGAGCGCGAGCGGUCGACGACGCGUCCGACCGGGUUGUGUUAUCCUUUUUUUCCAUUUCUUAUCUUCAAUCCCUCCCCGGAUCACCACACGCCGCGCAACGAGACGCGAGGAUCAGUCCGGACGGAGGAGUUUCCGCGACCGACGCGCGGUCUCUCGCGGUGCGUUUCCCGCCGAGCCGAUCCCCCCCGUCGUUUUGGGCGUUCUGACGUGGUCGCGUCGCCGAAGCACGUGAACGUCUCGACGCGGCGACGCUCGUGAGGACGUUCACACGCUCAUCGCCACCGCCGCCGUCGUCGUCGGAGCGGACGUGGCUCGCUCUCCCCAUCGCUCUGAGUGCCGCCGACGCGAUAAGCGUUAACAUUCCGUUUAACUUUCGUCAUCUUCCUCGUGGCGGAUCUCGUGUUUUCCGUCUAUCGUUAUCGGACGCUCCUAACCUGGCGGCUCUCGUAGACUGUAAAUAGGGAGUGUACAUAGUGUAAUACGGUGCGUGCUUAGGUGCGUGGGAUUUUAGUUGGCAAUGAGUUCAAGCAACAAAUCCUUGGUGUCCUCUGGUGGGAGAGGCACCAAUAAAAAUAAAUCACAACAACACGGCAAAUCAGAUCAUCAUCAAAGUAAAUCAUCAGAUUCGACCAAGCAUGACAAGGCCCAGCAAAACACAAAUCAAAUGCGCAACGCGCAGAUCAUCGAUACCAGAAUGGCGGGAGGUGAGGAUCCCAUCAUGAAGGAACGCAUUAAACAGGUCAUGGAUAUGACUCGGCGUUCGGAGGACGAGGUAGUCAUGGCUCUCCAUGAUAAUGACGGAGACUUGGAUCGGGCUGUUAACGAUCUUCUGGAAGGAGUGAAAACAGAAUGGGAGGUUAAAAAGAAGAAGCCUCGUCAGCCCAGCGGUUCCAAGCAGACUACAGAUCAGUCGGGUGGCCAGGACGACAAUGGCGAUUGGGAAGAACGACGUAACCAACGUGGCGGCGGCCCUCCGCGUAUGCGCGGCCGCGCUAAUCAUGACAAUCGUGGAUGGCGCGGACGAGAAAACAAAGAAAACGAGAGGAAUAUGGAAGACGGCAUGCGCGAUGGCAGCUACAGCAGAAGAGGCAGGGGUGGAUCCGGAAGAUCAGGUCGCGGAUGUCGCAGCGGUGGUCGAGGUCUUGGUCCAAGGACAUUCGCGAACCGCAACGAUCCAUCGUCUACCUCUACUUCUCAUGGUUUUAAUCGUCCCAUUGAAACCUGGACAGGCAGCGAGGAACAGCAACAAAGUAUUCAAGAACCAAAAAUGGAUGCUUGGAAUAAUUUGGACUCUACAGAAGACUGGGAUAACGAGGAGUACACGGGAUCUUUGGCAGACACGAAAGUUUUCACACCGAGCACGAAUAUCCUCGAACCUCCGGCUGUUCUAGAAGAACAAAAGCCUCAGGAAAUGUCAUCCACGCAAUCGGGUCAGGGGGUUAACCUGUCGCUGCUUCAGCAGGAGGAACUACCAAAAUUGUCGGACAUAUCUACGAUGCAGCAGCAGAGUUUAAUACAACCUCAGCAACAGCAAGCCCAACAGCAACAACAGCAGCAAGUAUUGGGCUUACCGACGAUGCAACUGUCGCAACAACCCAGCGCUAUUAGUGGCGUAUUAACAGCGGCACAAACUCAAUAUCUGACGCAACUUACUCAACAGACGAGCGAGAAGUUGAAAGCAGCUGCACAAACGUCGUUUUCGUCAUCUAUGUCCAGUCAGCCCCAGAGACAAGCGAAACAACGUCCAAGAGUACCUCCGCCGUCAAAAAUACCAUCGAGUGCCGUGGAAAUGCCUGGUGACGCAGUUAACAGCGGAAUCGGCUUUCUCGACGUACAAUUCGGUGCGCUGGAAUUCGGUAGCGAUUCGAGCUCCCUCGACGGUUCGGCGAACGAAAAAUAUAACUCCACGAGUAAUACGAUCGCCGGUGUGGACAUGACUUCCGGUGCGAAUACUGCGAACACUGCCAAUACGAGUAAUUCACUCGACAUCGAAACUACGCAGACUUCCACCACACCUUUCAAUGCUAGCUCGCAGAUGUUACAGAGCACCGACACUCUGCCAGCAUCCAACGAGCAUACGAUUAGUUCCCAAGGUUUCACUCGUGGAAGCAGUAGUGGCCAAAGCUUGGAUAUAACUAAGCAAGAUUUCACGUCGCAAGUCUCACCCGGAAAUGCGCCGACGUACGGUGGUACGACGACCUAUCAGCCGUCGCAGAAAUCAUCUUUCCAGCCGUCGAGUGGCACGCCAAGCACCUACAAUGCGUAUUCGACUAACAACCAAUCCCAGUCUAGCUUCCAAAAUGCGUCAGGUGCUAACGCGAGUAGUUACUCCGCGACAGCAACGGUUUCGCAGGCGAGUUAUAACUCGUCGACGUCGUUUCCGCAAUCCAACACGUCGAACUUCAGUCAACCCUCUCCUUCCGCAUCGGCGUCCGCGACUUCCGGUUACAACCAACCCACCACUAGCAGUCAGGUUUAUCCGUCCGCGAGCGGGUAUGUACCGGCUACAACAUCGCAAUAUCCAGCGCAAGCCACCAACACGGUAUCGAACAGCAAUGCGGGGUAUCAAGCUUACCAGCCCCAGUAUCAGUCUUCUGUCACGACGUUUACAUCUCCAAUAACGCAAAGUUCCGGUUACCAGAGUGCUGCGCAGUCUGUUUACGCAAAUCCAUACGGCAGUUACGCCAGUCAACCGCAGGCUGCGUCUCACAAUCACAAAUUGAAUAGCACCGCGACGAAGGAUUCGCAGUACGAUAGCAGUGCAACGACAUCGAACAGUUCCCUCGCGACGACCAGUGCACCAACGUUGGGUCUCACCUCGACAUCUGUCAAUAGCUCACAGACCAAAGUGACGAAUUCCAACGCUGUUCCAAAAAGCACAUCGAGCGGAGUAGUGACGGGUAGCAGUGGUACCGGCAACAUGACGAGCGGCGGCGCGGCCGGAAGUAUGACGCCGAUGCUCAGCCACCAAUAUAUCAUGGGCCAGGCGGGCGUACCAUAUGCAGCUUUCCAGCAACCCGUGUACAGCUACGAAGACAUACAGCUCGUGCAACAAAGAAUACCACACAUGCCAACUACUGGUUACUAUGACGCGGCUUUGGGCUAUCAGACGACCGGUCCCGCUACGAGUCUCGGUGGUGGCAGAGGCGAUGCUCUAUCCGGCGUGCAAGGCGUACAGGGUGUCCAAGGAGUCCAGGGAGCCUAUACCAGUAUUAGCGACGCCAGGUUCGCUAGAAAUGACAGCAACGCGUCACCAGUUCCUUCCACUAUGUCGCAGCAGACCGCCACGCAACAUCAGCAACCGAUGAUAAAUCCUACUCUUCCUCCGGGAUACGCGUACGCAUUUACUUACGGUAGCGGAAUUAUGCCGGGAGGUUUUCAGUAUGGGACUCCUGCCAUUUAUCCGCAAAUAGCAACGGCCGGCAACGCCGGAACAAAUAGCGGUGCGUACAGCGCCAAGCCGGGUAGCUAUGGCUCUGGUUACGGCGCCGGUGCGAGCUACGACGCGCUGGCCUCCGCUGGCCCGUCCGGCGAAUACAAGGGCGCCGGUAGCAGCUACACCGGAACUCAAACCGGCAAAACCGGCACUUCCACGGGGAAUACCAACACCGCUGGCUCUUCCGCAACAGAUAUCAGCGCCACGAUGUACGCCAAGAGUCACGUCGCUCUUGGCAAAGUGAACUCUUACGAAAAACAGACUUUCCACUCGGCCACGCCACCACCGUUCGGUCUUACGGGCAGUCAAAACGCUGGCUUGCCCGGUGGUUACGGCACCCCGCACUUAUUCAUCCCGACUAUACCGCAUCAGCUGCACCAGCCGCUUCAUCAGGACGGCGGCAACAGCGGCAACCAAAGGUCCAACACAAGUUCGCAGAACAAAGCUCAAGCGAAGCCUGGAUACACUCCUAAUUAUUGGGCCAGUAGCAAUUAAAAAAAAAAAAAUAGAAAAACAAAAGACAAACUUUUGAACGUGACACGGAGGAAGGACGAAGUAACGUAACAUCCUGCUAGUAGAAUAACGAGUCGUCCUUCGUUGUGAAAACACGUUGGUGUGACAUAUAGAGACUUUGACAUUGUCAAUAGUUAAAAAUGACGCAUAAAAAUGGUAGACGAGAGACUUCAACUUUUUUUUCGAGAAUAACACGAGUCAAUGCGGAGAGUGAAUUUUGAAAAUUGAAAGGUAUAUGCAAUUAUUGACCGGAAUGCUUCCUUCUAAUGAUAAUGAACAAUCGAUUCCUGUGUACGCUGUACAUUCACUUGUACUUGAUCUAUAAUUUAUUUGUUCAGUUCAGCACACUCGCAAACUUCUCCAAGAGACUGGCGUAGAGCGCGAUAUCACAAUAAAAUAAUUCCUUGCUUUUUACUAUGCGGUGGUAUACGUGCAAAUCCUAUAUAUGAUAAUUUGCAUAUUCCUUUUAACUGUGAAUUGCACUCGUGCCAAAUGAAAUUGUAGCGUUUGUGUAACGCGAUGGAUUGCGAAAGACGGAUUAUCGUCUGUAUCAUUUGUGAAUUUUAUGACGCGACCAUGUCACAUAAUUCAUGAUAGGUUCAUCUGGUAACGUCGUAUACGAUACGACGAAGCCAGUGUCUCGCGACCUUCUCGUAUGAUGCACCGGAAAAGAAACUAGAAGAAUAACAUCCGUCGGGUUCGCACCGGAUCUCCCUUUGUACAUUACAGUGCAAUUUCGAAUGUAUUUGUAUUUGACUGGUAAUUAUAGGGUGAUAAUAGUGUCUUUAUAUUGUUCUCUUUUCUUUUUCUCGUGUAUGUAAGCAUCUUUGGCUUAAUAAAUAAUAAAAGCGCAUCUUUGUGAGGUAGCGUAGAACCAUUUCCGUAAAAGGGUGAAAAUAAAGGUGUACGCGAGAAAAACGUACUCUUGUAUAAAUUUAUUAUUAUCAUCGCGUUUUGUAGCGUUUUUAUUUUUUUUUGUAUGGCUCGUCCACAGCGACCUUGUGUAAAGUACAAUCGUUGCACUCGCAUACAUUUGGUUUGAACGCAUUACGCAUCUUUGUGAUUAGUAUUGAUUUUUAUUACUCCUUAUUAAUACGCAUACGUCUAUUCCAUAUUAUAUUGAAAUUAUUGCGUAUAAUCUCGGUUAAAUGGAGAAACCAUAUAUGCAACUCGCAUUAUUUCUAAGUGUAGCUUAAAAAAAAAAAAUCAAACAUGCCACAAAUAUGUAGUAAAAAUAGUGCUCUGCUCUUUUAUUAUUUUUGUACCUAUCUUUACCUUUUGUCUUGCUAAAUCCGCACACAUUCGACCGAACUCGCAGAACGACGUGGGUCCUUUAUUUUUCAUAAGAUUGACAACAAUUGCGAUUUACGUUUUAUUCUGUAAACGGAAGAUCCUCAAUUAUGAGUUACAAGAGUAUAUCACGUUUCAAAUUAGCAUAUUUUUAUGUAAAAUAUUUUGCUAUAUUUUUCGUUGUUUCGUUCAUUAAAUUAGGUCGGCAAUCAGAUGCAAUUGAAGUCAUUUAAUUGACAAAAAUUAUGUUUAAAAUCAUAUAUAUCGCUCGACAACGACAUGAUUAAAAAAAUUGUCAUUUUUGAGUUGGUUGCAAAAAAAGAACGAAAUCUUGGGAUCUUUGAAUGAAGGGUUAACAAUACCUUUAUUCCUCUACAAUCAGUUGUUAUAUCAAAAACGCGAUAUUUUUUAUGAUUCAAGACAUUUUAAACUCAUUUUCUGGAAAAUUUUGUUUCUCGAAUUAUGUCAUUGUUGCGGCAGAUGAGCGAUAUGAUUAUUGUCAAGAGAUUCGUUGGAAAUUAUCGACAUAGGUAUCUAAAAAACGUUACGGAUUAUCAUUUGGCAUAUUAGUGCAUUUCUAGAUGUGGUAAAAGGAAAGAAAUGGAUAAUUCCUCUCGAGGGAAGAAUCGAUCUCCAUCGGAUUAGCAAUCCUUAAAUCUGUAUUGUUUAUCGUAAAGUUUUUGGAAGAGCGGCGUCAGAGACGUUAUCAAAUCAAAAGUUGCAGCUUUUUUACGAUUUCGAAAAGUAGCCGCAGCCUCGACGCUCGCACGUGGUGCGCGCAGAGAGAUAAAGACAGAGACGACAUGUGAUGUUUUCCAUUGCAAGCUUACAAUCGUACACGUUCCUCGUGGUCUAGUAUUCGUUCGAUUUAAAUCGCGAACGAUUAAGAUGAAAACGAGACUCAACAUGACCGAUUAUCGAGACGAAUGAGCAUAUAUAGUAACGACGUAAUGUGCAGUAACGGUGAUUAACAGCGAUAUUUGUAUCUUUUUCAUUGUGAGAUUGUAAUAAAAAAAAAAAAGAGAAAGAAAGAAAGCCAUUAUCGAUUCCGUCUGGUGUACACAUUCGUUAAUAUUGCAUUAUUCGUGCUGAUUAGAGAUUGUGCGUACUGUAUAGCUAUAUACAUAUUAAUCGGAACGAAAUAAUACACGUAUAUUGACCAACAGUGGAACACAUAUUUUGAAGAUAUACUUUACAUUUUUGCAUUGUGAAUAAUGAAUGAUCGCAGAUUAUUCCUCCGGUGAGAGAGCGAGAGAGAGAGAGAGAGAGAGAGAGUUAGAGAAAAAAAGAGAACGAGAACAAGCUGAAAGCAAAUACGUCGAACGAAGGAAGUAAAUGUAAUGUGAAGCGUUUUUUCACAAAGGUGCUGUGAGAAUUGUUACGACUUGCGUGUACGAUAAAAAAAAACGUGAGGAAUAAUGUUUCUUCUAAGCACGAACAUAAAAAACGGGCCGACGAGUCCGACGGUCGACAAAGCUUUACCGCUAAUAUAAAAAAGCGAGAAGUAAAUAGUUGUAAGUAAACUCUUGUUAGCGACUGCAUAUAUAUACAUAUAUAAAUAUAUAAAUACUUAUAAACUCGUAUAAAUAUAUAUACAUAAAGAAAUUGCGGUAUGUGUAGGAUGCGUUUUGAGAAGAUCGGAAGACCAAAUGUAGAUUAGCUUCCUUCUUUUUUUCGGGGAAAAGUGUAAAUCUGUACUCAAGUGAACUCUCGGGAGAAAGAAAGAGAAAAAAAAGAGAGAGAAAAUCGGGCUACAUUGUCUUCGCCGUGGUCCAGCGUACGUGGACUGUGCUAAUAGCCACUUAUUAACGAGUAGAGAAUACGCGUUCGAAUGUACACGCAGACCGGCAUCAACGAAGGAACGAUUGAUGAAACGACCGGGAGAAUCAAGUAAAAAAUUUUCGUUUAUUGUCUUAGUGUAUGUUUUAUAGUCGAUUUCAGACUUCAUCGUGUAUACUCGAAUCAAUUUAGGGCGACAAAAGAAGUAUACUAAGUGUAAUUGUUGCAAAAUGUAAGCGGGGGAAGCGAGGGUUACUGGAAACGACAUAGAAAAAAAAGAGAACGAGAGAAGGGUGGGAAAAGGGGAGAGGAGGAGAUUUGGAGUUAAGCACGUUUGUUCUCAUAUAAUUAUACAUUAAUAAUUUUUGUAUUUUUGUCAAAUAUUAACCGAGCGAGGGGGAAAUGCACGAUAUAUGCAUUACUCAACUACUGCUAUUAUAUGAUUCAUAAUAAUAAUGAUAGCUACUACUGUGUAUAAAUAUGGAUAUAUAAGAAUAAAUGUAUUAAAGAAG
Temnothorax curvispinosus is the source of this 7927-nucleotide messenger RNA. RefSeq names its product protein lingerer (gene lig). Gene Ontology annotation, cellular component: nucleus; cytoplasm. Lineage: Eukaryota; Metazoa; Arthropoda; Insecta; Hymenoptera; Formicidae. Gene Ontology annotation, molecular function: protein binding. The transcript is spliced from 15 exons. The coding region runs from base 915 to 4328 and encodes 1137 amino acids. The record is from RefSeq and is a predicted model, not a curated record.